Molecule: messenger RNA, 459 nt
Organism: Yarrowia lipolytica CLIB122
Lineage: Eukaryota; Fungi; Ascomycota; Dipodascomycetes; Dipodascales
Cellular component (GO): mitochondrial outer membrane
Molecular function (GO): nascent polypeptide-associated complex binding
Source: RefSeq, a predicted model, not a curated record
AUGUCCCACACUAACAAGAACGAGAGCUACGCCGACGCCGCCCACAAGGCCCCCCCUCAGACCAAGGAGGAGAAGCAGUGCCCCGUUCUGACCCCUGGCCAGCAGGAGGAGAUCGAGAAGAAGGCCGAGAAGGUCGAGAAGGAGUUCCGAAAGGUCGAGAAGGAUGUUAUUGCUAAGAAGGAGGAGCUUGCCGAGGAGCUCAAGAAGGACGGCAAGGCUCUGUCCGAGAAGUCUUCCGAGCUCUACGCCAAGAUCUCCAACGAGCUCCAGAACCCCGUCGUUGCUGCCAACGUUGUUGUCGGCAUCGUCGCUGCCAUUGGUGUCGGUUACUCCGCUUACCAGAAGCACACCCGAGGUGAGCUUGACGGUAAGCUGGCCGGCAUCUACGUCGGAGGCCUUGCUGCCUUCGGUGCUUUCCAGUACCUCAUUUCUGCUCGAUCUUACAAGAAGUUUGAGUAA